Molecule: messenger RNA, 2211 nt
Organism: Enhydra lutris kenyoni (northern sea otter)
Lineage: Eukaryota; Metazoa; Chordata; Mammalia; Carnivora; Mustelidae
Product: solute carrier family 5 member 12
Exons: 15
Coding region: 352-2211 (619 amino acids)
Biological process (GO): transmembrane transport; sodium ion transport
Cellular component (GO): membrane
Molecular function (GO): lactate transmembrane transporter activity; symporter activity
Source: RefSeq, a predicted model, not a curated record
AAAAAAAAAAAAAAAUCUAGAAGAUAAAAGAGCAUGUUAUCUGGAAGUCCAUUCCACCCCCAUGGUUAUUAAUUUCAGAACACAUCUGAAUUCCUUCUCUGGGGAACAGACAGCUCCUGGCCGGGUCAGAUUUCAGGUUCUCAUCUGUUUCUACCAAUGCCACUACCAGAAUCUUCUUUGUAGUCAACCUCUGAAGUCUUCCCUGAGUACAACUUGGUGUCUGAAGAUCCAGUCAAGUGUCUGUGGUCAUCAGUCUCUUCACAAAAUCACAGUCUCCUCUCUUGGCAAAUCAAUAACUGCCCUUAGCUUUGCUUUUGGAAACAACUUCUCCCCGGGAUCUUACUUCCCAGCAUGGAGACAAAGAGCUUCGCAGUUUGGGAUUAUGUUGUAUUUGCAGCCCUCUUUGUCAUUUCCUCUGGAAUUGGGGUGUUCUUUGCUAUUAAGGAGAGGAAAAAGGCAACUUCAAGGGAGUUCCUUGUUGGGGGAAGGCAAAUGAGCUUUGGUCCUGUAGCGUUGUCCCUAACAGCCAGCUUCAUGUCAGCUGUCACUGUCCUGGGGGCUCCCUCUGAGGUGUACCGCUUUGGGGCAUCUUUUGUACUCUUCUUUAUUGCAUAUGCAUUUGUCAUCAUCCUCACGUCAGAGCUCUAUCUCCCCGUGUUCUACAGAUCUGGCAUCACCAGCACUUACGAGUACUUACAACUGCGAUUCAAUAAACCAGUACGCUUCGCGGCCACUGUCAUCUACAUUGUGCAGACGAUUCUCUACACAGGAGUGGUGGUGUAUGCACCUGCACUGGCGCUCAAUCAAGUGACUGGGUUUGAUCUCUGGGGCUCUGUGUUUGCAACAGGAAUUGUUUGCACAUUCUACUGUACCCUGGGAGGAUUAAAAGCAGUGGUGUGGACAGAUGCAUUUCAGAUGGUUGUCAUGAUUGUGGGCUUCUUAACAGUUCUCAUUCAAGGAUCAGCUCAUGCUGGUGGAUUGCACAAUGUCAUAGAGCACUCGACAAAUGGAUCUCGACUAAAUAUAUUUGACUUUGAUGUAGAUCCUCUCAGGCGGCACACUUUUUGGACAAUCUCAGUGGGAGGAACUUUCACCUGGCUCGGGAUCUAUGGAGUUAAUCAGUCCACCAUACAGCGAUGCAUCUCUUGCAAAACAGAAAAACAUGCAAAACUAGCCUUGUAUUUUAACUUGUUGGGUCUCUGGAUCAUUCUGGUGUGUGCUGUCUUCUCUGGCUUAAUCAUGUACUCCCACUUCAGAGAUUGUGACCCUUGGACUUCUGGCAUUAUCUCAGCACCAGACCAGCUGAUGCCAUACUUUGUCAUGGAGGUAUUUUCCACGAUGCCAGGACUGCCUGGACUCUUCGUGGCUUGUGCCUUCAGUGGAACUCUGAGCACCGUGGCUGCCAGCAUCAAUGCCUUAGCAACAGUGACCUUUGAGGAUUUUGUCAAGAGCUGUUUCCCCCAUCUCUCCGACAAGCUGAGCACCUGGAUCAGUAAAGGCUUAUGUCUCUUGUUUGGCGUGAUGUGCACCUCCAUGGCUGUCGCUGCAUCGCUCAUGGGGGGCGUUGUGCAGGCUGCUCUCAGCAUCCACGGCAUGUGCGGGGGACCAAUGCUGGGUUUGUUCUCUCUGGGAAUCGUGUUCCCUUUUGUGAACUGGAAGGGUGCAUUAGGUGGCCUUCUGACUGGAAUCACCUUGUCAUUUUGGGUGGCCAUUGGGGCCUUCAUCUACCCAGCACCAGACUCCAAGACAUGGCCCCUGCCUUUAUCCACAGAGCAUUGUAUCCCGUCAAAUGUGACAACGUCAGUGCCUACAGUGUUACAUAGCAGACCUGCCAUCGCCGACACCUGGUAUUCGCUCUCCUACCUUUACUACAGUGCAGUGGGCUGCCUCGGAUGCAUUGCUGCUGGAAUAAUCAUUAGCUUCGUAACAGGUCAAGAGAGUGGCAAGGAUAUUCAACCACUGCUAAUUAGACCAGUUUGCAAUUUAGUUUGCUUUUGGUCUGAGAAAUACAAACGACUGUGCUGGUGUGGUGUCCAGCAUGAUGGUGGAACGGAGCAGGAAAACCUUGAGAAUGGCAGUUCCUGGAAACAAGGGGCUGAAUCUGUCUUACAGAAUGGACUCAAGCAGGAAAACCUGGUCCAUAUUCCAGGCCAUGAUCUGAAGGACAACAGCUACAACAGUUUGGCGUUUGAGAAGACUACCCAUUUCUAA